UUAAGAGAUAAAGACCUCUCCGUCUCUCUCUCUCUCUCUCUCCCACCACCACCCACACGCGUUUGCAAACACAUGCACAUUCAUUCUUCCACAAAUUUUGUCGUAAUGGCCAUAGUCACCAUGAUUAACCAUAUUUAAGGUAAGCACAGUGAGGGUUGUCAGUGGAGAAAAAUUACAAAAUGGACUAUUGGUGGAUUACGGUCGUGGUGACAUCAAUCUUCUUGUCCGCCAUAAUACUCUACAGGAUCAUCAUCAGGAGCAAUAGUAGUACUAUUAGAUCAUCAAUCUACAGGAUCAGAAGCCCACUUCCCUUAGGGACUCUUGGAUGGCCUUUUAUCGGCGAAACCAUCGAGUUCGUUUCUUGUGCUUAUUCAGACCAACCCGAGAGGUUCAUGAACAGGCGUUGUAGCAUGUAUGGGAAGGUGUUUAAGUCACACCUAUUUGGAAGUCCCACCAUAGUUUCAAUUGAUGCUGAAGUGAGUAGAUGUAUUUUGCAAAGUGAUUCAAAGACUUUUGUGCCGUUUUACCCGAAAUCUCUCACCGAGUUGAUGGGAAAGGACUCUAUAUUGCUCAUCAAUGGAAGCUUACAAAAAAGAAUUCAUGGACUCAUAGGAGCCUUCUUCAAAUCCCCACAUCUCAAAGCUCAAAUCACUAGAGACAUGCAGAAUUUUGUCCAAAAGUCAAUGGGUAACUGGAGAGAAGACCACCCCAUAUACAUCCAAGAUGAAACCAAAAAUAUUGCUUUUCAAGUUCUGGUCAAAGCAUUGAUUAGUUUGGAUCCAGGCGAAGACAUGGAGUUCCUAAAGAAACAGUUUCAGGAAUUCAUCGCUGGUUUAAUGUCCUUGCCCAUAAAAGUCCCAGGAAGUCAACUCCACCGAUCAUUACAGGCAAAGAAGAAAAUGGUGAAGUUAGUACAUAAGAUUAUACAAGAGAAAAGGAAUAGUAGUACUAGUAGCAGCAUAUCAACGGUUCCAAAAGACGUGGCGGAGGUUUUACUGAACGAUACAAGAGAACAGCUAACAGACGAUCUAUUAUCAGAUAAUAUGAUUGACUUGAUGAUACCAGGAGAGGAUUCAGUACCAGUCCUUAUGACUCUUGCUGUAAAAUACCUCUCAGAUUGUCCUGCUGCUCUCCAACAAUUGACGGAGGAGAACCUGAAGCUCAAGAGACUCAAAGAUCAGCUUAAAGAACCAUUGAGGUGGAGCGAUUAUUUAUCACUGCCAUUCACACAAAAAGUGCUUACAGAAACUCUGAGGAUGGGAAACAUCAUAAUAGGGGUGAUGCGAAAGGCGAUGAAAGAUGUGAAGAUAAAGGGGCAUCUCAUACCAAAGGGAUGGUGUGCAUUUGUGUAUUUUAGAUCAGUUCAUCUUGACGAUAAUAUAUAUGACUGUCCUUAUCAGUUCAACCCUUGGAGGUGGCAAGAGAGGGACAUGAGCAGUUGUAGCUUCAUUCCAUUCGGAGGUGGACAAAGGUUGUGUCCAGGGCUUGACUUGGCCAGGCUGGAGGCUUCUAUCUUCCUCUACCACUUUGUUACUCAAUUCAGGUGGGUGGCAGAGGAAGAUUCCAUUGUCAACUUCCCCACUGUAAGAAUGAAGAAAAGAAUGCCUGUUUGGGUCAAAAGGAGAAGAGACUCUUAAAGACAAUGCCAAAUGAGCUCCGAAGAAUUUCCCAUGCACUGCCACAAAACCAAACAACACGAAAAGACAAGGGAAAAGAUUGAAGAUAAAGAUGGCCACAGAGACACACGUGUGGUAGGCAUCAUCAAAAGUUGACACAUUUGUCCUAUUCUUACAUAUAAUUGCACAUACAUAUGUAGACAAUAUAGGCACAUAUUUUUUGUGGGUCCCCAUGAUUUUCUCACUGAUGAUUCUUCUUCUUUCCACUUUUUUUCACCUGUUAUAAUCGGUCUGUAUUACUACAAUAAAAGGUGAGAAAGUAGAGCUUCUUUUGUUAGGUUAGUGGUGGGUAUAAGACAAUGAUUGUGUUACAUGGGUCCCUUAUGAACAAUGACAUUGAGAGAACAAGUUGUAUGAGAAUUGAAUUGUGUUAUAGGUGAUUAAAUCUUGGAUUGGAAUGGUCACCAUCAGUUUUUGGAGCUUCAUGAGUCUGUAUUCUUAGUAGAAGAUAAUGAUGGAAUAUA
Messenger RNA from Ilex paraguariensis (yerba mate), 2140 nucleotides. The record is from the annotation of a GenBank genome assembly. Lineage: Eukaryota; Viridiplantae; Streptophyta; Magnoliopsida; Aquifoliales; Aquifoliaceae.